AUGAACAAAGUUAACCUUCCAGCUGAGUCUUUGGAACAACUAAAGAAUUCUGCAGUGGAAGAUGCCAAUGAAGAAAUACCAAAGACUUAUACAAUUAUUGAUCUUGUAAGAACAUGGGACCAGGCUAAAAUUUCUCUUAAUGUUUGGUGGAGUUGGUUUAUCAAUGGAAUGUUGUAUUAUGGCUUGUCAAUGAAUUCAGUUGAAAUGGAUGGCAAUCCCUAUUUAAACUUUUGUUUAUCAGCCCUGGUGGAAAUCCCAGCCUACCUGCUGUGUAUUUUUCUGCUUUCAUUAGUUGGAAGACUCAAGCCCCUUUUUUGUUUUAUGGUUUUUGGGGGACUCAUGUGUAUGAUUGCAAGUGUAAUGCCUGCCUAUUUAAAUUGGUUUAAACUAAUGUUGGCCACUGUGGGUAAAUUUGGAGCUACAGCUGCUUUUGGGAUUGUCUACAUCAUGAGUGCUGAAAUAUUUCCAACAGUUGUGCGAAAUCUUGGGGUUGGGGUAUCAACCCUUGCAGCUGGUUUAGGGGGUGCAAUUGCACCUUUUGUUCUGGAAUUCCCUGGACCUUGGUCAUUGCUUGUGCUUGGUUUAGUGUCCAUUGUCACUGGCAUUCUUGUCCUCUUUUUGCCUGAAACAAAAGAUAUGCCAUUGCCACAGACAAUAGAAGAUUCCAGUGCUUAUAUUCGAUCUGAUUCAUCUGGACAAUCUACAAAAAAACUUAUUUACAAGAAACCAAAAGUGAACAGAAAUUUAAACAAUGAUUCUUGCACUGAACGACUUUAA
Messenger RNA from Acanthosepion pharaonis, 777 nucleotides. NCBI's taxonomy places the organism in Eukaryota, Metazoa, Mollusca, Cephalopoda, Sepiida, Sepiidae. The record is from the annotation of a GenBank genome assembly.